CAUUUAUAUCUCUAGCCUCCCAAUGCCAUUUGCCAUUGGCACAUGCUGUUUUGACUCUGCACCCAGGCCAGAAUACUCUUACCACAUUUGUCCCCACAACAUUCUUAAAAGGGAGCAAUAAGCACAAAAGUAGUAAGGUGCAACAAAUAAUCCACACUUGGCCCACUGCCCCAAGAAGCAGAGGCAAGAAUGAACCUGGAUGAAAUUUAAGAACACAGAGUGGAAGAGAAAAAGACAAAUAGCAAGAAAACUGAGGGAAGAUUUCACUGGUGGAACUACUGUCUUGGGCAGGUCACCACGACAGCAUCCCUUUAAGAAUUAACAUUACUACAUAAACCAGCAUUACCCAGCCCUUUGUGCACCUGACUGUGUUCAAUGAGGUUUUGUAUUUCACUGUUUUGUUUGGCAAAGCUUCAUACACUCACAACCUUAAGUCAACAUUAAGUCCAGCUCUCCAGUUAUAAUCGUGACCUCUGUAUGCAGUUGCUCCAGAUGCAUCGUAUGAAAACAAGCUGACUGAAAUCCCCAACUUCAGAAUAGACCACACAACCUCUGAAAGAAGUCACUGCACUUAGAAGAAAGUUACUUCUUUAUUUAGGAAGAUAUCAGAUGCUUCAUACUUGAUUUGCAUUUUUUUGCCAACACAAUGAAGGAAGUGUCCUGCUUCUGCAUGACUUUUUCUUCCUUGUUGGAACAGAUGGUGAAGGUUUACAAAUACAUGACUGGUAUUUUUUCAGUGACUCAUACCUCAGAGCAACAGGCUUCAGACCACGAUAAGCAGCCAACCAAGAUGGAUGUAAGCUUACUUGAGGAGCAGUAUGACCAUUUAAAACAGAAGCAAAAACUGCAAUCACACAUUAUUGUCUUUAAAACAGGUGAACAUGAAUCUGCUCUCCCAGAAUCAAUGGUCAAUCCUGUUUUAAUUAAUAAAAAAGUUGGAAGAUCAAAGUUAUUUACAGAACAUGUUCCUGUCAGAAAGGUCAAGCUGGAGAUGACCAGCAGUGGCAACAAUAUACAAGACAACUCCCCAUGGCGCACCCACCUGGGAAUUCACCGGCUGGUGCAGGUCCCUUGUCAAGGGGUUACCUGGGAUCCUUCCCAUUGCAAGAAUGGACCAUGCAGUUUUGACAAUCAGAGACUGAUUUCCAAGGGAAACAGCACACUGCAACCCAAGGAAUUAGAAGGAGCAAGUGAACUAUCUGUGCUCAGCCAACUGGGAGGUUCAAGCAUGUUGAACAGUUCCAGUAAAGAGAACAGCAGCAACAUCUCAAGCACCUGCCAAAAGCCUGCUCUGAAAUCAGCCACAUCAGCAGUUCAGACACAUCAACAUACUUCUUCUACAAACUGCAUGCCAGCCUGCAAUAAACUGAACUUUUACCCUUUCCCUAAUAAAAGAAGGCCCAGAAUUUCUGAAGCAGCAAGGAGGCUUGGAUUAUAUGUUUCACAAUGAGGACAUUCAGUAGCACAUAAAACUUAGUAAAAAAAACAAAACUUGACUAACAUUUAAAAUAGCAAAAUAGUCCUCCUAGUUACACUGACCAACUUGCUAAAAGUCUACUACUUUUAUUAGCCAAGGAAGGCCUUUACUAUAUCAUCUGUUGUUCUAUACGGUAUAAAAUGAAAUGUCCUCCUGAAGAUUCUGGGCUGCAACAACAGAUGCUCACUUCUGUUACUUGAGAUAUAAUAGCAAUUUUAUAUAUUUUUUUCCUAUUGUUAUGUUACUCCUUUUAGAAACUAAGAUUUUAUCACAGCAAUAUUAGAAAUACCUGAAGGAGCCAUAGCAAAGUCUAGUAGAACUACUGAUGAAGCAACCAGCCUUUUCAGUAUAGUAGCAUUUAAUUAGACAAUAAACAAUUUAAAAAUGAAACAGUAUUGAAGGUGAUUGAUGCACUUAAUGUAUGAUUUCAUCACUCACUUUCCUUGAAAGAAGAUAUUCAAGAAAAUGUCUGAUGUAUGUGUAUUUAAAAUUCAGUUAAUAAACCCUCUGCUCAUUUC
Messenger RNA from Apus apus (common swift), 1995 nucleotides. It is a transcript of the gene C2H9orf152, whose product is annotated as chromosome 2 C9orf152 homolog. Lineage: Eukaryota; Metazoa; Chordata; Aves; Apodiformes; Apodidae. The record is from RefSeq and is a predicted model, not a curated record. The coding region runs from base 647 to 1450 and encodes 267 amino acids. The transcript has 2 exons.